AUGGCGCUUCGCCAGAUCGGACGAGUUGACCCGCCAUUACCGAAAACACACCGGCGCCAAACCGUUCAAAUGCGGAGUAUGCGAGAGAUCCUUCGCGAGAUCUGA
Molecule: messenger RNA, 105 nt
Organism: Acanthoscelides obtectus
Lineage: Eukaryota; Metazoa; Arthropoda; Insecta; Coleoptera; Chrysomelidae
Source: the annotation of a GenBank genome assembly